Messenger RNA from Spinacia oleracea (spinach), 1968 nucleotides. Its product is annotated as heavy metal-associated isoprenylated plant protein 28-like. Bases 602 to 1099 code for a protein of 165 amino acids. The record is from RefSeq and is a predicted model, not a curated record. The transcript has 3 exons. Gene Ontology annotation, molecular function: metal ion binding. Lineage: Eukaryota; Viridiplantae; Streptophyta; Magnoliopsida; Caryophyllales; Amaranthaceae.
UUCUGUUUUUUCACUCGUAUUAUGGGUCAUAAAAAAUUGCUUCCACUUCUAAAUAAAUAAAGUUACUUACAAGGAACGGAAAACGAGUGAUGCUUAGGGCAUGCUUGGAUUGAGGGUAAUGUAUUAAAGGGGUAAUAAAAGUCAAACUAAGGUAAUUGAAGGUGAUGAUGAGGGAUGAAGUGGUGGCAAAGGGAACAAGGUAGUGUUGGCAAGAAGAAAAUAAAAGGGAAGGGGGAACAAAUACCAUCAUCUGGGGGAAAUAGUUACCCACCAUCCCACUAGGGUGAUUAUUACCCUAAUUUGGGGGGUAAUUACUUCCCCCCCUUCCUCCCUUCUCCUCACAACACCACCACUACCACAACUUCUCAUUACAAUACCUCCACACCACCCUCCUUGCAACCACCUAAAUUCACCUUCAUUGUCCUUUUAUUAUGAUGGUUUGACUUUUAUUACCCCAAUAACCCAUUACACCUAAUCCAAACGUGACCUUAGGGUGAAAAGUAUAACGACCUAUGAUCUGGUUUAGUUAAAGUUUCACCCUUAAACCAAGUCGAGAACCUUAUUACUAGAGUUGUAAUUAAGUUAGAUAUCUUCUUAUUCCAUGUCAAACAACAUACAACUCGUUACUCGUACGUACGAGUUGAGGGUCCUUCUAAUUCUUAACAUAGUGGAGUUUCGAGUUGGUAUUGACUGCUCAGGAUGCGAGAACAAAGUGAAGAAAGCUAGAUCUCCUCAAGUUAGAUGUUUUAAAAUUUCAGGAGUUAAAGAUGUCGAAGUCGAUAUAGGUACACAAAAAGUAACGGUGACGGGAUGGGCAGAACAAAAGAAAAUACAAAAAGCGAUCAUGAAAACGGGGCUAAGAGUUGAGGCAUGGACAAUGCCUUAUAAUCCUCAAUUUCAGGAUUUCGAUCAUUUCUACGAACAACACAAGUCAUUCAAUUACAGGCCUAAUCCUUCAUCACAUCACAAGAAUAAUGGUAACAUCGUCGUCGUUCACGAACGUACGUAUGAUCCUCUUCCUUUGGUCGAUAAUAAUAAUGGAGAUGAUACAUUCACUAUGUUCAAUGAUGAUAAUCCUAGUGGAUGUUCUAUUAUGUAGUGCAAUCAAGUUCCUAAUGGUUGUAAGGCCCUGUUCUUUUUGGCUUAAUUUCAGCUUCAGGACAUAUUUGACAGUUCAGUUCAGUUCAGUUCAGUUCAGGAGCAUUCAGUUCAGUUCAGUUCAGGAGCAUUCAGUUCAGUUCAGUUCAGUUCAGUUCAGCUCUAAAGAACAGGGCCUAAAUAGUUGUUGGAUGUUGCAAAUAUGAGAAAAUCAAAGGUAUACUAUAAUGUCCAAAAAAAGGUAUACUAUAGUAAUAUGCAAAUGAAUGUUGUUAGUGUUGGAAGUUCUAGUUGGAAACAAUAAAGAAAUGAGCGCAACAGUGAGGGGGGAAAAUGUCCCACAUGGGUAAAAUACCAACAUCUUCCUUUAUUUAUAUAUUGGGGUUUGAGUGUAUUACUUGUUUAAGGAAGUGGGAAGAGGGGUACGGUGCGCGCGCGCACACACACACCCAUGUGUGCGCUGGCCGGGCUGGUCGGGCUCAUGCCUCGCGGCUUGGGAUCUUUGAUGCGCGGGUGUGGGGUACGUUGUGGGCCCAUAUAUUAUUUUUAAUUCAACUGUCAAAAUGCAGAUCUGGCGCUGACUUGUUGAGCGCGCGCUAAAAUUUUCUAGCGCUACAGGUUGCUUUUCAUAAAACUCUUAUUUUCUCAAACGUAUCUUAUUCUCUGUCCGAAGCUUACAGGUAUUGAUCGAAGCUUUUCUCUGUCCGAAGCAACAAACAAAUGUUCUGAUUAGAGCGUUGUUUAUAUCGCCCACUUUACUUUUCCAGAAUUUAAUUUGUAUGUUUAUGAAGCCAAAAAAAAUAUAUUCGUGCAACUAUUUCAAACGACCAAAACGCAUUUGUGCUAAAAGAUAAGUUGGUUUAGUUAAAA